AUUAUUCUCUAAACAGGAUGAGGCUGUUUGAAUAAGGCAUUUCACGGCUGGGCUGUUUAAGCACAUUCGAGGCCUACGAACAGCAUCUAGUCUGGGACAUGAACUGGAUAUAUAUGCGUUAAACCGGCGGGACGAUGCUGCGCGCUCUGAUCGCGGUGCUGUGCGCUCUGCUGCCUGCUCAAAGAGCCACUUGUGCCACCACCAAGUGCACAGCCAAAGAGUGCUUCACUCUCCACACAGAAAAGGUCAGGUUUGAGAAAGCCAGUGCGAACUGCUUCGAAAACGGCGGCUACUUGAUUACAGUAAGAGACGAUAAUGAUUUAGAAGCUGUGAAGUCACUUCUCGCGUUAGCCGGGAAGCUUUCAGUGCGGGAAAAAGUCUGGAUAGGACUGAAGCUUUCUAAAGGGAGCUGUGUGCUCAGUGACAAGGGGCUGCACGGCUUCAGAUGGAUCUCCGGCGCCCCGGAUUCCUCCUACUCCAACUGGAGAAACGAACCGAAGAGCACGUGCACGGAGGAGCGCUGCGUCUCGCUCUCUACUGCAACCGAGGGCCUGAAAUGGAGCGAUGGCUCUUGUAGGGAGCGCGCGCUGUAUAUGUGUGUGUAUUAUUUUAGGGGCAUGUGCAAACCCUUGUUACUUGCAGGACCGGGAGAGGUUAAUUACACGCUUCCAUUUUUAAAAGUGCCACUUAAACAAGACCGCGGUUUGGCUAUGUUACCUCAUGCAACAUUCGCUGAGAUAAGGUGCGCGUAUGACAGUGAGGUGAACACUUAUGCGGUGUGUAACGAAAGAGGCGCGCAUUUCGUCUGGGAAAAGCCCGGGCCAUACUGCGCCUCGGGUCAGCGGAGCUGCAAAACCAGAAACGGGGGAUGUGAUCAGCUGUGCUUUGAUGAUGGUGAUGUCGGAGUGCGUUGUGACUGUAAGGAGGACUACUACCUCGGCAACGAUAAAGUCACAUGUUUCCUUAAAGACGCCUGCCGCAAUUCACCCUGCAAACACGAGUGCACGCCGACAGCCACCGGGUUUGCAUGCACGUGUCCAGAGGGCUUUGAGCUUUCCGAAGACAAGGUCAGCUGCAAAGAUGUUGACGAAUGUAACCAGGACAUUUGCAAUGGUCAUAUAUGUCACAAUAAACAAGGGGGCUAUGAGUGUGAAUGCAAGAAAGGCUUUAAGGACGUUGAUGGUGUGUGCGAGGACAUAGACGAAUGUGCAGAAACGGUGUGCGCGCGUCACGCCAAGUGUCUCAAUUCCGAGGGUUCGUUCUCUUGUUACUGCUCUCCUGGCUUUAGAAAGUAUGGAGAGCAAUGUGUAGAUAUCGACGAAUGUCUGAAUCGGCCUUGUGAAGGUUUAUGUAGCAAUACAGACGGAAGCUACACGUGUUCUUGUGGCCCAGGCUUCCGCUUAGCUGAGAACCGCAUCAGCUGUGUUCCAGACCAAAAGCGCGCAACAACUUCUCGUGAUUUCGAAAUAGUGUUAACUAAAGGUUUGGAUGAGCCAGCACUAACCACAGUCACGCCACGUUUAAACACAGAGACAACUGCGGAAGCGCACCAAAGCGUGCGCAAUGAUGGCUCAGUUGUCGCUUCUUGGGUUUUGGUGUAUGCUUUGGGCUCGGUAAUCCCCCUUCUCCUCCUGAUUACUCUCACUGCGGUGAUUGUUGUGCACCGCUGGAAUCGCUCACGCAAAGACGCCCAGAAGAAAAGCGCCACAGCAGACAGCUACUGCUGGGUGUCUUCUGGAUACACACCUCACUUAGAAACACAGCGGAAGAGAAUAUACUGACUGCGCAACACUAUUAUAAUGGACUCCAACAGACCAGAAGAAAACUUUACUAUUGUUUUGGUUUUUUAUUUUACGCACUAUUACUUGUACUUUGAAUUCUUUGUGAUUUUUUUUUAUCAAUAAGACGUAACAUUUGAUACAAGACAUUCCUACUGUCUCACUGCACUGAACCACAGAUCAAAUCACCUUUGAUCAAUAACAACACAGAAGCUUAAUACAGCUUAUGCUUAUCAUCAAAAAAUAUGCUUGUAAAUGAACAAGUACUUCACACAUAGCCAGGGGGUCCACAGUCAUCAUUUUAAUAAUGUGCAGAAUGUUGAGAUUACUAUAAACUAGCCUCCUAUCAACUGCAAUCAAGGUUACAAAGUUAUACACUCUAUAAAACCUUUCAAAGGAGUGCGAAGUUCAGGUUCUACCUGAACUUCUUUUAAUAAACACUCAGUUAUCAGGUUUUACAAAGAACCUUUAAGGAUUCCCACAGAACAACAAACAGAGUUUUUAGGGAUGUGAUUGUUGUAGCUGUUAUUUAAUUAUUAUUAUAGUUAUAAGCUUAUUUGGCUGAUCACAGUAACUGAAUGGGUUUAAAAUUAUACCAAUCACACCAAUGUUUUUCUUAAAAGAAGCUCCGUAACUUGAAAACAAGCAUAAAUAAUGUCAACUCGAAUCUAACUGCAGGUGUAAUAAAACUGUUUACAAGAUACAAAAUGUUUUAAAUCUAUGUUUGAACACAUUGUAACUGGUUUAGGUUGAGUGGGUGAUAAGUUCAGAAAUCAAUAAUCUGUAAAGCAAUGUGCUUAAUAGUUGGAUUAUGAUAAUAAAACAAAUCUGAGCCUCAAUCAUAAAUGUCUGUGA
Molecule: messenger RNA, 2633 nt
Organism: Pangasianodon hypophthalmus (striped catfish)
Lineage: Eukaryota; Metazoa; Chordata; Actinopteri; Siluriformes; Pangasiidae
Product: complement component C1q receptor
Exons: 1
Coding region: 135-1781 (548 amino acids)
Molecular function (GO): calcium ion binding
Source: RefSeq, a predicted model, not a curated record